CAGAACUCUUCCCCCUCCUUUCCCACCUUUUUAACCAACAUCAACAACAACCCCAUCCGCAAGACAUCAACCAACCACCUCCAAAAUGCCAUACAAAGCUGUAGUCAUGUAUCCGAACGAAGCGGACGCCACCUUCGACGAAACCUACUACAAGCAGACGCACAUGCCCCUGGUCGAACGGAUCUGGGGAAAAUACGGCCUGACCACGUGGCAUAUCCAGAAAUACACCAACGACCUGGACGGAGCGCCCUCGAAGUAUUCGAUCACGACGACCUUGGAGUGGACGAGUGAAGAGGCAGUCCAGACUGCUCUGAAGGAUACCGAAAGCGCUCUGAUCUUCCAGGAUAUCCCGAAUUUCACCAACACGAAGCCUAUUACUCUCCUCGGAGGGCCUCUUUAAGUGGACGGAAGAGGGAAUUAUUGGCUUCUACCCGGGAAAUAAUCUUUGAAAUGAGCUUUGUAUCUUAGUCAUGUUAUGGAUAUGAGGAAACGGGAUGAAUAUCUUGAUGAAUGGAAUAUAAGAUCUAUGAACCGUGC
Messenger RNA from Aspergillus melleus, 537 nucleotides. RefSeq lists its product as uncharacterized. The record is from RefSeq and is a predicted model, not a curated record. The transcript is spliced from 2 exons. Lineage: Eukaryota; Fungi; Ascomycota; Eurotiomycetes; Eurotiales; Aspergillaceae. Gene Ontology annotation, molecular function: oxidoreductase activity. Bases 86 to 400 code for a protein of 104 amino acids.